Blepharisma stoltei is the source of this 752-nucleotide messenger RNA. The record is from the annotation of a GenBank genome assembly. NCBI's taxonomy places the organism in Eukaryota, Ciliophora, Heterotrichea, Heterotrichida, Blepharismidae.
AUGAAACUUAGCCAAUCUUUAAGAGUUUUAGGGCUUAGCUCAUCUUCAAGCCAAAGUGAAAUCAAAAAAGCCUUUUUGCUUAAAGCUAAAAUAUUGCAUCCAGAUGCAAAAAGUGGCAAUGAAGAACAAUUCAAAGAAUUAGUCGAAGCUUAUGAAUUUUUGAAAAAAAAUGACAAAAAUUAUAAAAAUAUAAGCAAUAAGCCAACAAAAGGUUUUUCUAAAGAACAAUAUUAUUGAAGCAACACUAUGUAUGAGCGGCCACAAUAUGAAUGAAAAGAAAAGAAAAAAUAUAAGGAAGAGGGAAAUGCUGAAGCCAAAAAAGAAGAAGUUUUAGUUGUCCCAAGCUGAAUGAAGGUAUUUUUUGCUUCCCUAGCAAUUUUGGGAAUAGCUACAACAGCUUGGACGCUUAAAAACGAAAAAGAUAAUAGCUAUGGGCUUCAAAUAUCAGAGGAAUAUUUUAAGGAAGGCGAAGCAAAACAGAAAGAUUUUAUAUACUAUUUCCCAUGGAUAGCCUGGUAUGACGAGUAUUUGGUUCGACCAAAGAGCCAUUGCUAUUUCUGUAAAGAUUUGCAUGCAGAAAAAGCUCUUUAUAGGCCAUUUAAGGUAAUUAAGUAUAUAGCUCAGGGAGGCUUUUUGCUUGCGUUAUAAUUAGUUAAGCUAAUAAUUGGAAAAUAAACUCAUCAGUAAGCAAUAAGCAUUCCCAAGCUAUACAUAGCAGAGUUCUAAGCAAAAAGAAAAAUAUUAAAUUCUAA